CAGCGCCGUGCGCAGCGCCGAGCACCGCCCCGCGCCGCCCGGAGCCAUAAAGCGGCGCGGCCACGGGCUGCCGGCACUGCUGCCGAGCCGAGCCGAGCCGAGCCGAGCCGAGCCAAGCCAAGCCAAGCCAAGCCAAGCCAAACCAUACCAUACCAUGGACCCCCAGGACUGCACAUGUGCUACCGGUGACUCCUGCUCCUGCGCUGGGUCCUGCAAGUGCAAGAACUGCCGCUGCCGGAGCUGCCGCAAGAGCUGCUGCUCGUGCUGCCCCGUGGGCUGCAACAAGUGCGCCAAGGGCUGCGUGUGCCAGGAGCCCGCCGCCAGCAAGUGCAGCUGCUGCCACUGAGCCGGGGCUCCUCCGCCUGUACAUAGCCGGCCCGGGGAUGGGGGGGGGGGCUUACUUUUCCUACGGAUAAGUGUUUUGUAUCUUUGGUACCACUGAUGAAAGUGGAUGAGAAUAAAAGAAUUUGCUUCGA
This is a messenger RNA of Rhea pennata, 476 nucleotides long. Its product is annotated as metallothionein. Gene Ontology annotation, biological process: cellular response to cadmium ion; detoxification of copper ion; intracellular zinc ion homeostasis. Gene Ontology annotation, cellular component: cytoplasm; nucleus. The record is from RefSeq and is a predicted model, not a curated record. Gene Ontology annotation, molecular function: metal ion binding. The transcript has 3 exons. The coding region runs from base 155 to 346 and encodes 63 amino acids. NCBI's taxonomy places the organism in Eukaryota, Metazoa, Chordata, Aves, Rheiformes, Rheidae.